Anarrhichthys ocellatus (wolf-eel) is the source of this 552-nucleotide messenger RNA. It is a transcript of the gene cyyr1, whose product is annotated as cysteine/tyrosine-rich 1. The coding region runs from base 1 to 477 and encodes 158 amino acids. The record is from RefSeq and is a predicted model, not a curated record. The transcript has 4 exons. Lineage: Eukaryota; Metazoa; Chordata; Actinopteri; Perciformes; Anarhichadidae.
AUGGAAAACCUCUGGAGGACGAGGGCGCAGGCGGUGCGAUGGAAGUUGCUGAGGAACUCGCUGCUGCUUUGUUUACUCACCGGCAGCAGUGAAGCCCAGUGUGAAGGCUGCAUGGAGUACUGCUGCAAUGGAUCGCCGCCUUUCUGCUGCUCCUACUACGCCUACGUGGGGGAUGUCCUGUCGGGCACGGCCAUCUCCGGCAUCGUGUUCGGCGUGGUGUUUCUGAUGGGGGCGGUGGCGGCCCUGAUCCUGUGCGUGUGCAUGUGCAUGAAGGAAGGACGGGGCGCGCGGGUCGGCGUGUUCAGCACCUCCUACAUCAACACCGUGACCCAGGGCUACCCAGGUCCUCCACCUCCAUACACCUACGACGACGAGAUGUACCCUCCGUCGCUGCACCCCCCGCCCUACACCCCAACUCGGCCUCGGCCGGCCAACUGCUCGCCGCCUCCUCCGUACCCCGGCUGCACCCGCAAGUGAACCCCUGCAGCACGGAUCAUCUACCGGCCAGCUCAGAGGAAGCUCUCAUGGCUGUGCAUCUCUGGCCUCCAACGG